Molecule: messenger RNA, 948 nt
Organism: Penicillium riverlandense
Lineage: Eukaryota; Fungi; Ascomycota; Eurotiomycetes; Eurotiales; Aspergillaceae
Exons: 1
Coding region: 1-948 (315 amino acids)
Source: RefSeq, a predicted model, not a curated record
AUGCCUGCGAGGUCCAACGGGCGGGAGACGGACGCGUCAAAAGACGCGUCCACCCACUCCGCCCAUGAUGCGACACCUACUAGAUUCACCACCAGGUCUGGUCUUGUCCGCCAGACACCGGAAUCUGCGUCAACUCGAGAAGACUACUCAGUAGCUGAAAAUGAAAUUGAGACACCCUCCGGGGUGGACCGAGAGCUGGGGGCAACUUCACAACCCCCUGAAUAUGUCCGAAUGGUGCUCAGAGCCAACACCGAACUCUCAGCGCAGUUCAACCGUAUGUCUGAAAUGUACAAGAAAACAUUAGAAGCUGUCACCGCCGAGGCAGCGCUGUACCGCAAGGAAUUGGAACAAGCCCGGAAAGAUAUCAAGGAACUCCAUCAACAAUCCCAGACAGAAAUCAAUCAACUCCAACAGGAAAUUGUCAGCUUGAAAGAACUCAUCAAAACAUUACCGUCGGCUGUAUCCACCACCCCAAGCGAUAGUCAAAUCAGUAGCCCUGGAAGAAGUUGGGCCUCUAUUGUGACUGGAUCCUCUGCUAUCUCACCAGGCACGAAGAAUACGACUUCGGCGCAUACACUGCCAAACUUCACACUGAACCUAAGAAAUGCAAGCGAGGAGACCAAACAAAAACUAGCGGAUGGAGCUACGGCAAAGAGUGCCAUCCAAAAAGCACUCCGAGACCAAGAGGACACCAAGGAAAUCAAUGUGGAGGGCGUGAAAUCCACGCCUGGCUCUGCAGUGCGUAUCUUCCUCAACAGUGAGGAAGAUAUGAACACCAUCCGGGAGAAACCGCAGUGGUUAGAAACGCUGCCAGGCGCAAAACUGAAAGGAGAACCUUGGUACCCAAUCAUGGUCAACAACGUGAGAAAGGCGGAUGUCUUUACGGAGGAAGGACGCUUGAUGGGGACUUUGUGGAAACUUUCCGACAGGAAAGUGAGGCUGGUUUAA